Lacerta agilis (Sand lizard) is the source of this 2622-nucleotide messenger RNA. RefSeq names its product retinoic acid receptor beta (gene RARB). The record is from RefSeq and is a predicted model, not a curated record. Lineage: Eukaryota; Metazoa; Chordata; Lepidosauria; Squamata; Lacertidae. Gene Ontology annotation, cellular component: transcription regulator complex; nucleus. Bases 1 to 1368 code for a protein of 455 amino acids. Gene Ontology annotation, biological process: cellular response to corticotropin-releasing hormone stimulus; retinoic acid receptor signaling pathway; regulation of transcription by RNA polymerase II. Gene Ontology annotation, molecular function: RNA polymerase II cis-regulatory region sequence-specific DNA binding; nuclear glucocorticoid receptor binding; zinc ion binding. The transcript has 8 exons.
AUGUCUACCAGCAGCCGUACGUGUCCUGUACCAACAGUCAAUGGACAUAUGACUCAUUACCCAGCUCCGCCGUACCCAUUACUUUUCCCUCCUGUCAUUGGUGGACUUUCCCUUUCGACUCUGCAUGGCAUUCAAGGCAACCCACCAACCAGCGGCUGCAGCACCCCAUCACCAGCAACAAUUGAAACUCAGAGCACCAGUUCUGAAGAACUUGUUCCCAGCCCGCCUUCCCCGCUUCCUCCUCCUCGUGUUUACAAGCCCUGCUUCGUUUGUCAGGACAAAUCUUCUGGAUAUCACUAUGGCGUCAGUGCUUGUGAGGGAUGUAAGGGUUUUUUCCGCAGAAGCAUUCAGAAGAACAUGGUUUAUACAUGUCACCGAGAUAAGAACUGUGUUAUUAAUAAAGUCACUAGGAACCGCUGCCAGUACUGCAGACUACAGAAGUGCUUUGAAGUGGGAAUGUCCAAAGAAUCUGUCAGAAAUGACAGGAACAAAAAGAAGAAGGAGCCUUUAAAGCAAGAGUUUAUGGAGAAUUACGAAAUGACGGCAGAGUUGGAUGAUCUCACAGAGAAAAUCCGAAAAUCUCACCAGGAAACCUUCCCUUCUCUCUGCCAGCUGGGCAAAUACACUACGAACUCUAGCGCUGACCAUCGAGUUCGGCUGGACCUUGGGCUUUGGGACAAAUUCAGCGAACUUGCGACCAAGUGCAUUAUUAAGAUAGUGGAAUUUGCAAAACGGCUGCCUGGUUUCACAAGUUUGACAAUUGCAGACCAGAUCACACUACUUAAAGCUGCAUGCUUGGACAUCUUGAUUCUUAGAAUUUGCACAAGAUACACGCCUGAACAAGACACGAUGACGUUUUCCGACGGCCUUACACUGAACCGAACUCAGAUGCAUAACGCUGGAUUUGGUCCCUUGACGGAUCUUGUGUUCACAUUUGCCAAUCAGCUCCUGCCCUUGGAAAUGGAUGACACGGAAACUGGCCUGCUUAGUGCCAUCUGCUUAAUCUGUGGCGACCGCCAGGACCUCGAAGAACCAGCUAAGGUAGAUGAACUACAGGAGCCGUUGUUGGAGGCUCUCAAAAUAUACAUCAGAAAAAGAAGACCCAACAAGCCUCACAUGUUUCCAAAGAUAUUAAUGAAAAUCACAGAUCUACGCAGUAUCAGUGCAAAAGGUGCUGAACGUGUUAUUACACUGAAAAUGGAAAUCCCUGGCUCUAUGCCGCCUCUUAUCCAAGAAAUGUUGGAAAACUCAGAAGGACACGAACCACUGACCCCAAGCUCAACCGGGACCACAGCAGAGCACAGUCCUAGCAUCUCCCCAAGCUCCGUGGAUAACAGCAGCGUGAGUCAAUCCCCACUGGUGCAAUAAGACAUUCUCCAGCGACAUUCCUAACAUUUUAUAGACAGGGAUGAGACGCACGAAUAGUCUUUACUGCUGCUCAUUUUCUGGACUUAUAUAUAAACACACUAAAACCCAACAAGGACCAAGAACUUUUCAUGUGUAUCUGUAUUAUAUGUACACACACACAUACCCAAACAGAUGCCUUGCAGCUUAACUUGAAACCAUAAACUUUUGAAAUACUAAAAGAACUAGUUCAUGAAAUAAUUAACUAGUUAAGCUUCAAUUGUUUCUGCUGGAAAUCCAAGAUUGUACGGUGACAAGACAGAUCUCAAACAGGAGGUUAAAAUUAUGAUUUUACCCAUUUCUGAUGACUUUGUACAUAAACAAAAUAUAUGGGCCUGUACUUUCUCUACUGGAUGUUUGGUGCUCUCCUUUUCUCUUGCGUACAUGAAAUGACCCAGACAUCAUGCUUAUGAAAUGGACCGCUUACAUGUCCAGGUGAAAAAAAGUUCUAAGAGAGACAUUCUAAUUUAGUUAGGAUGAAAACUUGUCUUUGCUCUCUUUUUUAAUGGCCUCUGUUUGUAUUUCUUCCUUUCCCAGUAAAAGGAUACAAAGAAAUUCACUGCACUAGCAGAAGGAACUUCUGUAUACAUGUAACUGCCAGACCAGUUAUUUGGAUGUAAUUUGUUUUACUGUUAAUGUCACUUUAAAAAUUUACAAGGGGGUUUGUUACUUGGCUGACUUCUCUGCAUUUAAAAAUAAAUACUAAAUUUUUAACUUCAGUUAUAGCCUUCAAGGCAGAAACACUUUCCAGUGUUAAUGUUUUUUUGUUUUGUUUUGUUUACUUGUUCACAAGCUGUUAGGGGGAAAUUCAUGGGCUAAUGAUGACCAGGCAUACUCACUACCUCUGAAUUGGUGACACUAGUGAAAACAAAUAUGGAGAAACUGUCCCCCCCAAGCCCCACAGUCCUCUCUGGUAACAAGGGGCUGUCACUAGAAUACCCAAAAGCAGAGUUGAGAAUCUGCCUCUUUGACUUUGUUAAUCACCAUAAAACAGAGUGGAAAAUGUGGUAGCGUGGUUACAAUUUUUAAGUGUCAGUUUCUUAGGUUUCAUUUUAAAGCACUAGUGAAUUUUUUUUAUAUAUUCUAGCAAGUCUGUGAUGUACUUUCACUGGCUCUGUUUGUACAUUGAGAUUGUUUAACAAUGCUUUCUAUGUUCAUAUACUGUUUACCUUUUUCCAUGGAAUCUCCUGGCAAAGAAUAAAAUAUAUUUAUUUUAAA